GCUUGAAUUGCUCGAUAUUGCUCGUUGCUUGAACUGCUUGAAACAAUUUCCUACGGUUCCCUUGCCUUGAGUAAUUGACCUCGCCCUUUUUACAUUGUUGCAAAAUGACGACAUUUAAAGCAAGGCCGCGGGCCGCGUUGGUUGGCUCGCUUAGCGGCUUGGCGGCUUAGCCUUUGAAUUCCGACCAUUCGACGUUAUUUGGCACUUAAGCUUUGGAUGCGUGCUGAUGUCUUUCAAUUCGCACCGGUCCUGGAAAGUGGUGUGAAAGUGAGAAGGUCGGCCAAGAACGGCCAAGGGCGGCUUGACGGAUGGCUUAAGAUGCUUGGGGUGCACGUCGGCACGAUCGCUCAGCGACAACGACCGGACACUUUGCCAGACUCCAAAUCGUCAGGCGAAGCUUUGAGUUUGAGCCUCGCAACAAUGCAUCAAGAGAGUUGAGAAAGCGGAAAGGAGUUGCGAAAGCUUCUCGUCUGUCAAACAAAUGGCACAAGAAGCUUCUUGUGUUAGUCAAGGGCGACCCAUGCCGCAAGUUGAAGGAUUUUCGUUCGAUCAAGGUGAAUAGUUAACAAUUAUAAAGCAUUGUUUUCUGCGCGUUCAACAUUAGCACGUUGCGCUGCAGAACAGUCUUGUAAGGGCCAGUUGAUACAUAUCGCUACACCAGGGCACGGAACGCUUCUCAAAUCUAGUGAAAGGAUCGCUGUUCCAAUAACUGAGUUUCCAGCAAGUGCUUCCGCUUUCUUCAACAAUAGCAUGACCAGUUCUCCAAUCAUGAGCUUCUUGUUUGAAGCCUUCGUGCACAGAAAGGUGCAGGUCGUGUCCUGUCGUGGGUUUAAGAGUGUCUUUUUGAGAAGAGUCCGUGCGUGAUUUAAAGCGCUUUGCUUGCAUCCAAACCCCAUCCAAGCUGAGUGCCUGGGUCACGACAAAGAUUGCUUCCAACAGCUUGCCCAAAUGUACUCGAGCGCACGCUUGCAGAGCGAAGGCCUCCAUUUCAGGCUGCGUUCUUCCUGGCCAAUCUUCAAGUGCAAUGUUAGCAUUCAAAGACAUGCUUGGGGACAAAGCUUUAUUCUGUCGUGCAGAGUGUGUUUUUGCCUCUCUUGGCUAUGCUACUUGCAGCGUGGUGAGUUAAGCGGUGGAAGACUUUCAACUGCUCCAGUUCCAGGGACGUCUACAUCAGUCCACCGUGCACGUGUUGGCUUGUAACGCAGUGCGCCCUGCCAAGGGAUGGCAAGGCCCGAUCCGGCAAUGCCCAGUUUCGAUUGGCUGAGCAGCCUGCCAGCUUUGGGAUGGUUCGGGAAACUACAAGACUGGACGCGCGAAACUGUUAGCACGAGACCUGGGCAAAGAUGUUCCAUAAGACGGCAUGAUUUUGGUGGAUUAGGUUCCCAGGUUUAUCAGUUUUCAGACGCUUCAGACGUUCGCUGCGGGCCUUGAGAUGCAGUUUUCUCAACUUAGAAUGUUUGAGACUUCACAAGGUGGUCAUUCUUUGCGACGCACAGAUGCUGCCCAGAUGCCUUUACAAUGAGUUUAAACUGAUUUGCGUUGCAGAAAGCACCUGAGCCUCCAAAGACAGUCACAACUCCAUGCCAGCAGGGGGCUAGGACCAAUGCAUUGCGCUAAGCCGUGUCAUUGUUCCCGGGAAACACUUGCAAAGUGCCAGGUGCAUCUGCAUGUACAGAUUCAUUCAACGAUUGGGAGAUUUGCUGUUCUGGUUUAAUAGUUUCCCAUCUCUAAAAAGAUACUUUUGGCAAAAGUACAUACUGGGGUCGUGCUCUAGUGACUUUGAGGCUCCCAGGAUUUGAAGGGGUGAACAUGUGCGCCAUAGCAGAAAAGCAAGCAUGCCAGACCAUGCGAAAGCCUUUAAACGCUCACAAUGUCAUGAUGCAGCGAAGCAGUUUUCAAAGGCAUAUGAUUGAACAAUGCAAGUUCUGCAGAAUUGCCUUGGUGGCAUGUCUCGAACUUCUCAGGCAACGACAUCAUUUUGGCACCCAGUUGGUCAGACGAUCUUUAGUAGGCAAAACCCCUUCUUCAACCAGGAAGCACCUAGGGCUAGGCCACAACCUGACAGAAGCGCCAGACACUCGUCAGCGCCGUCCCUCAGCGUGUGGAAUGUGUUGUUUUGUUUGCCAUGUCGAGUCGUUCAAGCUUGUCGAUGAAGAAUAGUGGUCCAUCGCUCAAGAAAUUGAUGAGGCCGAGACGAUAAAGGGAAUGGUAAGUGCACACUGUGCCAUACAAUGCAACAUUUGAGACAAUUCCCUUGCGCCGGGUUCCUCUCUAUCACAUGUUUAAGUGAGAGUCCAGAAGGGGAUGCUGAAGUUUAGUUGCGACGUCGCACUAGCUGGUUGGGAUGCGUCGAACUGCCAGAGGUGUUCAUUUUCCCUUUUGGGAUACAAGAUCAUGUUGCCGCGCAGCACCUCGAACCUGAAAACAGAACUUGAAACAGGGCUAUUGAAGAGGAUUGUUUGUACACGAAACUUGCACUCAGCAGUCCCAUGGGCAGAAGAAGUGUGGAUUGCUCAAUCUCUUCAGAAGGCAUAUUGCACAGCCAAGAAGAUGUUGUUUGGCACAAGCGAGCUUGCCAAACAUGCUGGGCUGUGGAACCCAUUGAUGCCUGCGCCCGCCAAGCUUUUGUGCAUAAACCAUAACUUACGCGCCAUUUUCUUGAUGCUUUCGGGUCACGGGACCUUCCUGGGGCUUGGAAAAUACAGCACACUUGCAUUUGGCUUCCGUUCCGUGAUCUCUGAAUUGCCUUAAGGCUCUAUGGCUGAUGGGCAAGCCAGACAAUAGGCCCGCAAGGCAAGGAAAUUUGCAGCAUCGUUUGAUUGAAACGUUGAAACGUGAGCAGUGGCCAUUGAAACAUUGUUCACUGGUUGACAAGCUCUCCACGCUCAGUUUGUCGUCAGACCUAUAGGGUCAAGCUCUUAGGCUCGCAGACUUGCAGACUGGAUAUGUGUGACACCUCCGUGUAGGUUUUUCAGCUGAUAAACCUCACCAGAAAUAAGUUUCGCGUCCUCAAGCCUGAGCUGCCGUUUCGCCUUGUCCAUUCUUGCACGCUGAACCCACAAACAUCGAGGUCGGCGCAAUGUCAAAACCAGGUUCCGCAAUGUCAGACAUGGUUUGUAAACUGGCGCCUGGCCAAAGCACCCACAGCGCGCCUGAUGUGUGAUGAACCCGUUGCCAUUCUUGGUUCGACUGCAUUGUCUCCACCGUCAUAGUGCAAGAGCACACUGUUGCUGUCCACGUUGGAUUGCACGGCCGAGUGCUGAAAACCAGCUACUCGUACAAACGAGUGAUCCUGUUGCCGUUGCUUUGCCUGAGCCGCACCAUUGGGGCAAAUUGCUUCCUCUCUUGACACAAUCAGGGUGAGUUGCCCAUGCUAAAUUUGAUGGCAAGUACAGAGGAGAUAGAUCCAAACACAUGACAUGUAGACAUGCCACGUGCGACACACCCUUGUAUGCUUCGAGCCUUUCCGCAGCCCUGACCUUGGGAUCGAAGUGGCUUUUGCAGAAGAACAGUUUGAGUACAGUAUGGUGGUGAUGCGCCAUCCCCCUAGUUUGCACAGUGAGCACAGUGAGAAUCGUCGGGAGAGGACACUCUCUAUUCACCUCUUCACCUCGGGCACUAAUCUGGUGGUCCGAGGGUCAAGGGGGCCCUUGUCUGCCCCAUCAAAGACGAGUUUUGGCUUACAUGCGGAGCGGCAAGCUCGAUGAGCUUGGACAUGGUUUCCAAGUUGCAGCGGUUGCGAAGUUGCAAA
Messenger RNA from Durusdinium trenchii, 3751 nucleotides. NCBI's taxonomy places the organism in Eukaryota, Dinophyceae, Suessiales, Symbiodiniaceae. The record is from the annotation of a GenBank genome assembly.